AUGAGCAUACUUUCAGAGAACAAUCCUACACAAACAUCAAUAACAGAUCCAAAUGAGUCUUCUCAUCUACACAACCCAGAGUUAAACUCUGGAACGAGGGUUGCUUCUGGACCUGGACCUGGACCUGAAGUUGAAUCAACACCACUAGCACCCCCAACUGAGGUCAUGAAUACUACAUCAGCUAAUACUUCUUCAUUAAGUUUAGGGUCUCCAAUGCACGAGAAAAUAAAACAAUUUGAUCAAGACGAGGUUGACACUGGGGAAACUAAUGAUAGGACUAUAGAAUCUGGAUCUAGUGAUAUUGAUGAUUCACAACAAUCACAUAACAAUAACAACAACAACAACAACAACGAGAGCAAUCCAGAAUCAAGUGAAGCCGAUGAUGAAAAAACCCAAGGAAUGCCUCCUCGAAUGCCAGGGACAUUCAAUGUGAAAGGUUUGCACCAAGGGGAUGAUAGUGACAAUGAAAAACAGUACACCGAGCUAACUAAAUCAAUCAAUAAACGUACCAGUAAAGAUUCAUAUUCUCCUGGCACACUUGAAAGUCCCGGUACUCUUAAUGCAUUGGAAACAAAUAAUGUCUCACCAGCAGUUAUAGAGGAAGAACAACAUACACUGUCUUUGGAAGAUUUGUCAUUGUCCUUACAACACCAAAAUGAAAAUGCAAGAUUAUCUGCACCCCGCAGUGCACCGCCACAGGUUCUGACUUCAAAGACAUCAUCAUUUCACGAUAUGAGUCUGGUUAUAUCUUCAUCAACUUCUGUGCAUAAGAUACCAUCAAAUCCAACUUCAACUCGAGGUUCUCAUUUAUCAAGUUACAAAUCUACAUUGGACCCUGGGAAACCUGCACAAGCAGCAGCACCACCACCACCAGAAAUAGACAUUGACAAUUUAUUAACCAAAAGUGAAUUGGAUCUGGAAACAGACACAUUGAGUAGUGCCACAAAUUCUCCAAACCUUUUAAGAAAUGAUACUUUACAAGGAAUUCCAACACGAGAUGACGAAAAUAUUGAUGACCUGCCCCGUCAACUAUCACAAAAUACUAGUGCGACGUCAAGAAAUACUUCUGGAACAUCGACUUCUACAGUGGUGAAAAAUUCAAGAUCUGGUACGUCAAAAUUAACCUCAACCUCAACUGCUCAUAACCAAACAGCAGCAAUUACUCCUAUAAUCCCGAGUCACAACAAGUUUCAUCAACAAGUGAUAAAUACCAAUUCAACAAAUAGUUCAUCUUCACUAGAACCGUUGGGGGUUGGCAUAAAUUCAAAUCUGUCUCCUAAAAAUGGGAAAAAGCGGAAAAGUGGAAGUAAAGUCCGAGGUGUGUUUUCGUCAAUGUUUGGGAAAAACAAGUCAACGUCAUCAUCGUCGUCUUCAAACUCAGGUCUGAAUAGCCACUCACAGGAAGUCAAUAUUAAGAUCAGUACUCCAUUCAAUGCCAAGCACCUUGCCCAUGUGGGCAUUGAUGAUAAUGGUUCAUACACCGGUUUGCCAAUAGAGUGGGAAAGAUUAUUAUCUGCUAGUGGUAUUACCAAGAAGGAACAACAACAGCACCCACAAGCAGUGAUGGAUAUAGUGGCGUUUUAUCAAGAUACAAGUGAAAACCCUGAUGACGCUGCAUUUAAAAAGUUUCAUUUUGAUAAUAAUAAAAGCAGUUCGAGUGGUUGGUCUAAUGAAAAUACUCCACCAGCAACACCAGGUGGAAGUAACAGUGGCAGUGGUGGUGGUGGCGGUGGCGCUCCUUCAAGUCCCCAUCGUACACCUCCUUCAUCGAUCAUUGAAAAAAACAACGUUGAGCAAAAAGUGAUUACCCCAUCUCAGUCAAUGCCAACAAAGACAGAGAGUAAACAGCUGGAAAACCAGCACCCACAUGAAGAUAAUGCUACUCAGUAUACACCAAGAACACCAACAUCCCAUGUACAAGAGGGUCAAUUUAUUCCAAGUAGACCAGCUCCGAAACCACCAUCAACACCGCUUUCUUCCAUGAGUGUGUCACAUAAAACACCUUCUUCGCAAUCAUUACCAAGGAGUGAUUCACAAUCCGAUAUUCGUUCUUCAACCCCUAAAUCACAUCAAGAUAUUUCGCCAAGCAAGAUCAAAAUUCGUUCAAUUUCGUCAAAAUCAUUAAAGUCAAUGCGGUCUAGAAAAAGUGGGGAUAAGUUUACUCAUAUUGCACCUGCUCCUCCACCACCAUCAUUACCUUCAAUUCCUAAAUCAAAGUCGCAUUCGGCAUCUUUGUCAAGUCAAUUGAGACCAGCAACAAAUGGAUCGACAACUGCUCCUAUUCCAGCAAGUGCCGCGUUUGGCGGUGAGAAUAAUGCUUUACCAAGACAAAGAAUAAAUGAGUUCAAGGCUCAUAGAGCACCUCCGCCGCCUCCACUGGCAUCACCUGCACCACCUGUGCCUCCUGCGCCACCAGCCAAUUUAUUAUCGGAACAGACUUCUGAGAUACCUCAACAACGUACUGCUCCUCUGCAAGCAUUAGCUGAUGUUACUGCCCCAACUAAUAUUUAUGAAAUUCAACAAACUAAAUAUCAGGAAGCACAACAGAAAUUACGUGAGAAGAAGGCUAGAGAACUUGAAGAAAUACAAAGACUACGAGAGAAGAAUGAAAGACAAAAUAGACAACAGGAGACUGGGCAAAAUAAUGCUGACACGGCUAGCGGUGGUAGUAAUAUUGCUCCACCAGUACCUGUACCAAAUAAAAAACCGCCUUCUGGAUCUGGUGGUGGCCGUGAUGCCAAACAAGCAGCUUUGAUAGCCCAAAAGAAACGAGAAGAAAAGAAACGUAAAAACUUACAAAUUAUUGCCAAAUUAAAGACAAUUUGUAAUCCUGGAGAUCCAAAUGAAUUAUAUGUUGAUUUAGUUAAAAUUGGUCAAGGUGCCUCUGGUGGAGUUUUCCUUGCUCAUGAUGUUCGUGAUAAAUCCAAUAUUGUUGCCAUAAAACAAAUGAAUUUAGAACAACAACCUAAAAAAGAAUUAAUUAUUAAUGAAAUUUUGGUUAUGAAAGGUAGUCUGCAUCCUAAUAUUGUCAAUUUUAUUGAUUCAUAUCUUUUAAAAGGUGAUUUAUGGGUGAUUAUGGAAUAUAUGGAAGGUGGAUCCCUUACCGAUAUAGUAACUCAUAGUGUUAUGACUGAAGGUCAAAUUGGAGUUGUAUGUCGCGAAACUUUGAAAGGUCUUAAGUUUUUACAUUCUAAAGGGGUUAUCCAUCGUGAUAUUAAAUCCGAUAAUAUUUUAUUAAAUAUGGACGGUAACAUCAAGAUCACUGAUUUUGGGUUUUGUGCUCAAAUCAAUGAAAUCAAUCUGAAACGUAUCACUAUGGUGGGUACACCAUAUUGGAUGGCACCAGAAAUUGUUUCACGUAAAGAAUAUGGUCCAAAAGUUGAUGUUUGGUCAUUGGGUAUUAUGAUUAUAGAAAUGUUAGAAGGUGAACCACCAUAUUUGAAUGAAACUCCAUUGAGGGCAUUAUAUCUUAUUGCAACUAAUGGUACACCAAAAUUAAAAGAUCCCGAAUCUUUAAGUUAUGAUAUUAGAAAAUUUUUGGCAUGGUGUUUACAAGUUGACUUUAAUAAAAGAGCUGAUGCUGAUGAAUUAUUACAUGAUAAUUUUAUUACUGAAUGUGAUGAUGUAUCGUCGUUAAGUCCAUUAGUGAAAAUUGCUCGAUUGAAAAAAAUGAGUGAAUCUGAUUAA
Molecule: messenger RNA, 3687 nt
Organism: Candida albicans SC5314
Lineage: Eukaryota; Fungi; Ascomycota; Pichiomycetes; Serinales; Debaryomycetaceae
Gene: CST20
Product: mitogen-activated protein kinase kinase kinase kinase
Exons: 1
Coding region: 1-3687 (1228 amino acids)
Biological process (GO): intracellular signal transduction; regulation of MAPK cascade; protein phosphorylation
Cellular component (GO): cytoplasm
Molecular function (GO): ATP binding; protein serine/threonine kinase activity
Source: RefSeq, a predicted model, not a curated record